Messenger RNA from Trichomonas vaginalis G3, 567 nucleotides. RefSeq names its product glycine-rich protein family. The transcript has a single exon. NCBI's taxonomy places the organism in Eukaryota, Parabasalia, Trichomonadida, Trichomonadidae. The record is from RefSeq and is a predicted model, not a curated record.
UUGAAUAUCUCUGAUUUUAGAUCAAGAGUAAUUGUCAGCGGUGCUCCAGGAGAAACUCAUGAAUUGAGUUAUAUUGGUUAUGCAGGAGGAUUAAUCAGACAAAAUGGAAUAAGUAUUGAUGGAUCAGAUUGCGUCAUAGGAGAAGGUGCAAAUCAAAGUUCAGGAGGAAAAGGUCAAUUCGACGGAGAAUUUGGUAUUGGAGCUAAUUCUACCCCUGGAUUCUAUACAGAUACAGCAGGUGCAGGUGGUUCUGGAUGGUAUGGAGGCGGAUCUGGAUAUCAUUCUGAUGAUCGGAGCUCAGGAGGUGGUAGAAGCUCAUAUAUUUCGGGUUUCGAAGGUUGUGAAAAUAUUUCAUAUGAUUGGAGAUUUGAAAAUACAAUCAUGUUUAAUGGAAGUCAACAAUUUAUGGAACCUGAUGGCAAUAUUAGCACAUUUGGCCCUAAAGGCAGUGGUUUUUGCAUCAUCACUUGUAUUGAAGCCUUUAUUUCUUGUGAGCAUCUAUGUUUCUAUCAAAAUAACAUUCUUAUACUAUUUAUUUAUGUUUUUGUAUUAUUAAUGCCAUCUUAA